Messenger RNA from Prorocentrum cordatum, 1286 nucleotides. NCBI's taxonomy places the organism in Eukaryota, Dinophyceae, Prorocentrales, Prorocentraceae. The record is from the annotation of a GenBank genome assembly.
GCUCCAGCCCCCUCGGCCCCACCCAGCUGGGCUCCGGCCGCCGCCGUGGGCCCGCGCGCGGACCCCCGCGGCGCACGCGGGACUUGCCGGGCCGCCGGCGGAUGGCGGCGGAUGGCGGCGCCGAGGGGGCGGCCCCCCCGGCCUCUGGCGAGCUGCCGCCCAUGCAGCGGCCCCUGGACGAGAUCCUCACUCUCAGCGAGGAGGUCUACGACCUGGAGACGGUGACACGAGAGUGCCCGGAUGGGAAGGGCUCUUUCCAGGCGGUGCACCACGUGCACAUGCCAGGGUCGUUGAUGGCCGGCUCGUUCAAGUCGAAGUCGUCGACGGGAGGCGUGACCACUUACGAGGGCACGUUCCUGUGUGAUCCGCACAACGAGCGUCCGACUCCCAGCGGACAGGGCACACGGACCAAUGCGGACGGCUCCACGUACACUGGUCAGUGGAAGGACGGCUUCCCCGACGGCCGCGGCGAGCUCCGCGGCGCCAGCGGCGGCUACGUGGGCGAGUGGAAGAGGGGCAAGAAGCACGGCCACGGCAUCAUGAAGUUUGACAACGGGGACUGCUACGAGGGAGACUGGGCCCACGGGCUCUUCCAGGACAGGGGCAAGUACACGUACGCUAGCGGCGACGAAUUCCUAGGAACUUUUGAGAACGGGAUGAAGAAGCAGGGGACGUUCUACUUCGCCGACGGCCACUUGAGCGUCAGGAAGUACGAGAAGGGCUUCCUCGUCUCCUGCCAGGAGUUCAGCGUGAAGCGCCAGGCCUACCAGCCUACCCUGACCAAGGAGCAAGUGCAUGCGCCAGAGCGCAAUACCUACGGCGCGACUAUAAGCAGCGGCGCGGUGGUGUCGCCGCGCGGCAUCAGGUUUGAUCAUGGAGUAGGCGGCGCUUUGGCAUUGACAGCCCCACCUGAGUGAUGCAGCAGCGCUGCUUAUCGCGCAUGCGUGUUUAUUUCAGUGUCGGCGAAAUUGCGCAGUGUGUCUGCAUCUCUUGCCAGACGUGCCACCCUUGUUCAUCUCGGUGCCAGCACAGUUGGAACGAUCUUUAUCAGCCCAGCUGCUUAUUCUUGUCUCGGCAUUGCUUUUCCAUGCUCGCUGAUUGUGCCGAAAUCCUCGGCUAGCAGUCAUUCAGCCACAGGCAAAAACUGCCUGCGGCGUCUCUAGGACUGAAAUUGGCGCUGACGUGGCUACCAAUAUGAAAGAGACUUGCAGUCGCACGGGGUGCGCGGACAUCGAAUGACGGUGACCAGACAGAUCGUGCGGAUUGAAGAAGGGAAAGAAAAGCAA